This is a messenger RNA of Dicentrarchus labrax (European seabass), 2048 nucleotides long. RefSeq names its product elongator acetyltransferase complex subunit 6 (gene elp6). The transcript is spliced from 7 exons. Gene Ontology annotation, biological process: tRNA wobble uridine modification. Bases 240 to 1073 code for a protein of 277 amino acids. The record is from RefSeq and is a predicted model, not a curated record. NCBI's taxonomy places the organism in Eukaryota, Metazoa, Chordata, Actinopteri, Moronidae. Gene Ontology annotation, cellular component: elongator holoenzyme complex.
UUUUGUUUUCACUCCUCUUUGGUACAAUGCUAACUCACUUAGCACGGCAGCUAGUGGAGAGAAAGGCAGAAGCUGUCAACUUAUACAGUAAAGUAGAAUAUCUAACGUUAAUUUUCUUUUAACCUAUAAACCUACAAGACCCAGUUUGAGAUUAAGCCCGCGUUUUGAAACGUAACUCGAGCUCACUUACGACCAGUUUUUACCUUGUGUUGUUUACUAGUUACUAGCAAAGGUGAGCUAUGUUUACAGAGCUCAACAGCAUCUUGAACAGCACUCCCGACAGCUUCACACAGGGAGAAUUCAUCUUGGUCUCAGACAGACGGAGUGAUGCCUCUUUCCUCAUUCACCACUUCCUCUCUUUGUACCUGCGAGCUCGCUGCAGAGUUUGGUUUCUGGGUCUGGUGCAGUCCUUCAACCACUACAGUGCUGUCAGCCAGAGACUGGGUGUAAGCCUUGCACAAGCAAAGGAAAAGGGGCAGCUGGUUUUCCUGGAGGGCCUGAAGGAGUCGUUGUCUGUUUUAAUUCCUCAAGAAACAAACACAGGAAGUCAAGCCAUGGACUUCCUCAGGGAUCCUGCUGUUGGCCUGAAGAGUCUGUACGAGUUUGUCCGGUCCAGUGUGAGCAGUUCCAGUGGCAGGGACGAGGGGGCGGAUGGGGCGGAGGAGUGGGGACCCCCGGUGUUGCUGGUGGACGACCUCAGCGUGCUUCUGAGUCUGGGGGUGAGCGUUGGAGCUGUGUUGGACUUCAGCCACUACUGCAGAGCCACCGUCUGCUCCCAGCUACAGGGUAAUGUGGUGAUGCUGGCACGCUGCGAUGGGGAAGAAGAGGAGGACGACGAAGAUGAUGAGGGCUCAGAGAGACUUCUGAAGGGCCUGACCCACCAGUGUAGCCUCACUCUUCAUGUACAGGGUCUCCCUACUGGCUACUGCAGGGACAUUCACGGGCAGGUGGAAGUGUGUUGGAGGAGGAGACAAGGCGAUGGGCAGCACGCACAGAAGAAAGUCUUUCAGUACAAGGUCCACGAUAAAGGUGCCUCCUUCUUUGCUCGCGGGACAUCCAGCGCCGUCCUCUAGUGCCACUUUUCAACCUCUCCGUUUGCCUUUUUUUUUGUCUCUUCUCUGGCACGUGACAAAUGACUGUUAUAUUUCAAAUACCAUACAGAUAAUACAGAUGUUAACAGUGGUUGGUAGACUUCACCAGCCAGAGCCAAGCUUUACGCUUUGGUGCUCGCUCGUGUCACCGACCCAGUCUGGGAAGAACACCGUGAUCCUGCCAGCUGAUAGUCUGGUUCCAGAUCUCUGUGUUGCUGCUCACUACUCUGAUUUCUUUCAGCUUUUCUAUUAAGACCGUCUGAUGGUCAGGCUGCUCUGCUGAAGGCGUGACUACAGACUCGUGUUAUUAUUUGGUCACUAUGUGAGUUGUGUUUGUGUGUUGACAGCAUGCUAUAAAUGCAGACCGUUUACAUUUGUAAUGGUUAGUGAACAUUUUGUUGGACAGUGGAUGGACUGAUUAUUUUGCUAUAUUCACAGAGCCUUCACUCUCUCAGUCUUGUCCUGCGUUAGAAAAGUAUGCAGUUAAAACAACCACGGUGCUAAUAGAACAAUGGCCAAGCAUCAGGGAGAAGAAAACACUGAAUUUGUCCCCAAAAAAAAGCCUAUUAAAGUAUAUGUGUGAUUCUUAAAAAAUAGAUAAAUAAAAUAAAAAUAUACAUAAUAACUGACAGAAUAUUGUAUACAAAGUUCCUAAAAGUAUCAAGAAAACUGUCUUUAAUACAAUAUUCACAGGAAAUAAUCUGCUGCUCUGUGUUCACUGUACAGUUCAUCAGUUGUUCUGUACUGUUAUUGUUCGCCAUUAUAAUAUAUAUAAUAUGAAAUAUUAAAGAUAUGUUGUUUAGUCAGGGGUCGGCUGUUGACUCUGAUAAAAAAAAGGUUGAGAACCACUGCUGUAGACCAGUACAUUGGUGACAGGGAGUGCUGGUAUUUGGCCAAGAGAAUAAUAAUAAUAAUGAGUAAAAAUGGUGAAAUGAUGAAUAAAGAUGAUUAUUUCCA